AUGCAUCUGGACUCUUCUCAUGCCGUGCUCGACGCCAAGUUCUGGCUGGCCCUUGGGAGAACAUCCGAACACUUGUCUGGCUCUCGCGCGAGAGCUUUAAAAUUGAGCGUCGGGCUCAUUGUGCCUCUUGAGGCUUGGGAGUAUUCUCUGGCAUACCUCAAAGGCAUCAUCCGGGCUGAUAUGAGGCGUCCGACGCUGACUCCCGGUCCGUUUUCUGGCGAUCUGAACCAGUAUCCGGACAUCUUCGAAGAGAUGGUCAACUUCCAGAUGAAUGUCGUCGUCCUCUUCCUGUUGGCUAUCGAGUUGAUCCCUCUCUUUUAUUUCGGCUUGGAGCUGUCGAUUUUGCGCUUCCAGCCUCUGGUUUUCUUCUUGUAG
Messenger RNA from Pyricularia pennisetigena, 375 nucleotides. RefSeq lists its product as uncharacterized. The record is from RefSeq and is a predicted model, not a curated record. Bases 1 to 375 code for a protein of 124 amino acids. Lineage: Eukaryota; Fungi; Ascomycota; Sordariomycetes; Magnaporthales; Pyriculariaceae. The transcript has 2 exons.